Molecule: messenger RNA, 798 nt
Organism: Dovyalis caffra
Lineage: Eukaryota; Viridiplantae; Streptophyta; Magnoliopsida; Malpighiales; Salicaceae
Source: the annotation of a GenBank genome assembly
AUGGAUGUGUGGAAAUUGCAAAGUGCUGACAAACUGUGUUCAUUGGAGGAUGAGCAAAGGUGCUUUACCAUCCUUGUCAAUUUUGCGAAGGGAAAGCUGCAAACACUGCAGCCUAUAUGGAGUGUAGGUAAGGGGGGCACUGCAUUGGGUAAUGUAUCAGUUGUCCCAGGAAUCCAUGUUGCUAGGGAGGAGAUUGCCCGUUUAAGAUUAUUUGGCCUAUGUUCGUCAGAGUUGAGAUUGUUGUUUCCAGCAGGCAAGUCUGAUAUUUGUCAUCAUAGCUCAGGGGCUGCAGAAAACAAGCUGUGCACAAUGGACCCAGUCCUAGCAACAAAGGCAACUCAAGAGCAAUGGUCUGCUCAGGAAUUGGACUGGCGUCGAUAUAAUCGUGGACUAAAGGAGCUUCCGUACACAGCUUGCAGUCUAAUGGCGGUCAAGAAUGACAGACAGCAGAUAAACGGUGGAAGAAUCAAAAAAGAAGAUGCUGUUAAAGCAAUCAUCUAUGAAGCAACAUCAAGGCUCAGAGACCCUGUAUAUGGCAGUGCUGGAACAAUAUUCCACUUGCAAAAGAUGGUUCAGGAACUCAAAAUUCAGGUGGAAUCCAUGAAAGCUCAAGUUCUGCAGAUAAAAGAACAAAGAGACCAGCUAUUGGGCAUCCUGAUGAACGUCGAUCAUCUUGAUUCCACCUCCUCGGUUAACGACCACAUGUUUGAUGGUGGCAGCACUUUAAUGUUGGAUGAAGAUCAUACAAUGGCUUAUGAUCCCAUCACAUUUUCCCCCGAAAGUGACUGGACUUUCUGA